CUCGUGUUGAGCAUUCAUUCAUCCAUUCGAUCAUUCAGAUUCUCUGACUUGAACUUGAACCACCAUGAACUCCUUCGCGACCGCUGUUUUUCUGUCAAGUCUGGCUGUGGCCUUUGGACAAGGCUUGAGCCAAUAUGGGAGCGGUGGGAGCCAACCCAGCAACCAAUACUCCAACGGAGGUGGCAGCGGAUCUGGAUCUGGUAGCUUUGGUGGUGGAUCUCACCAGGGAAUGCCUUACGCCUAUACCUAUGAGGUGAACGCCCCCGAAUACGGCAAUGAAUACGGCCACCAAGAGCAAUCUGACGGUCAAAUUGUCCGAGGCAGUUACAGGGUGGCUCUUCCCGAUGGACGGAUUCAAACCGUGUCAUACACUGCGGAUCACGAGAAUGGCUACCAAGCAACUGUGGAAUAUCAAGGAGAGGCAUCCUUCCCCGAUCAACCCAGCCGACCCAGUGGAGGCAACCAAGGAUCCUACUCUCCAGCUCGACCUUCAUCCAGCCUUCCCCGAUACAGUUCCAGAAAGUAAAUGUCGAGACGGCCUUCCCUGGACCCUAUGAUGCCAUCCUGUCCCGUGAAAUUAUUUAUUGAUAAUUAAUAUUGAAUCCGAUGAUGUUUUCAUGAGCUUUAAGCUGCGCUUUUAGCCUUGAGAGUCAAAUUAUUCUUGGGAAUUAAAAUCACUUUUA
This is a messenger RNA of Tigriopus californicus, 683 nucleotides long. RefSeq names its product pro-resilin-like. The transcript has 3 exons. The coding region runs from base 65 to 526 and encodes 153 amino acids. NCBI's taxonomy places the organism in Eukaryota, Metazoa, Arthropoda, Copepoda, Harpacticoida, Harpacticidae. Gene Ontology annotation, cellular component: extracellular matrix. The record is from RefSeq and is a predicted model, not a curated record.